AACGGCCUUCAUUCUGAUCUUCAUCACCCUCUGCGCUCUUACCCACAGUGUAUCGACGAGAAUAUUUUCACAGCGGGGAGCCUUUUACUUCCGAUCCGUCUGAAUCUGUGUACUAUAAAAUCAAGUGCCCUGCUAGACUAGAGCAUCAAGACUUAUCUGUGAAGAGCCCGACAUGUCUCACUCUAUACACCAGCAUCUCGGCGCUAGCGUCCAGGACGUGCCCUAUUCGCGUCCCACAACGCCCGGUGCGCAUCCACCCCAGAUUGGAUUCGUCGGUCUCGGCGCCAUGGGAUAUCUCAUGGCCCGCAAUUUGGCAAACUACCGCGCCAACCACCCCGGUGGGUUUGUUCCGCUGCUGGUGUGGAAUCGAUCCGUAUCCAAGUCGGAGAAGUUGCAAAAGGAAGUGGGUGAGGAUAAAGUCCGGAUUGCUCAGGAUUUGAGCCAGAUCGCGAAUGAAUGCGAUGUAAUCAUCACCAACCUUGCAAGCGAUGAAGUAGUGAAGGGUGUGUAUCAACAGUUCCGGGAAGCUCUGACGAAGUCGAAACCCACGAAGAACAAGAUUUUUGUGGAGACUAGCACUGUCUAUCCAACGCUCGCGGGAGAGCUGGAUUCACUGAUCUCUUCAGUGCCGCAUUGCCAUCUCAUCACCUGUCCCGUCUUUGGUCCCCCUGCUGCUGCUGAUAAAGCGCAACUCAUCAUCGUCAUGAGUGGUGACUAUCGCUCCAAAAAGGAGGUCGCGUAUCUCCUUGUUCCCGCAGUGGGCAGGAAGGUCUAUGACCUGGGUGGUAACCUUGAGAAAGCAUGUACCUUCAAGUUGAUCGGAAAUUCUAUGAUCAUGGGUAUGCUCGAAGUAAUGGCCGAGAGCUUUACGAUGGCAGAAAAGUCGGGGGUCGGUGCUGAAACAGCCUAUAACCUCAUCAAAGACAUGAUGCCUGCUCCACCAUUGGUCAACUACGGCAACAGGAUGCUGCACGACAACUUUGACGGUAGCGCAGGCUUUGCUAUCGACGGGGGUAUCAAAGAUGCGACGCACGUCCGGAGGUUGACUAAUGAGCACAACUCCCCGAUGCCGUUGAUUGAUAUUGUCCACCAGCACCUAUUGACGGCUCGUGCUUUACAAGAAAAUCACAGACGUGAAGGGAUACACAAAUUCGAGACGUUAGACUGGAGUGCUAUAAUCGCCGGUGCUCGGGUUGCUGCUGGGAUGGACGGCUUCAACAGCGCGAGCCAUCCCAAGGUGCAGAAACUGGACUAGAUUUGACAAGAGAAGUACGUAUGCGAGUGUAUGAUUGUAAAAAGUCGUGAAAAUGGCGAUCCAUGUUGUAGAAACGUCAUAGCAAAUGUGAGUUACUGUAUUCUGAAGUAAACAUUGGGCGAUUCGUUGGAG
Molecule: messenger RNA, 1387 nt
Organism: Gloeophyllum trabeum ATCC 11539
Lineage: Eukaryota; Fungi; Basidiomycota; Agaricomycetes; Gloeophyllales; Gloeophyllaceae
Product: NAD P-binding protein
Exons: 9
Coding region: 173-1255 (360 amino acids)
Molecular function (GO): oxidoreductase activity, acting on the CH-OH group of donors, NAD or NADP as acceptor; NADP binding; NAD binding
Source: RefSeq, a predicted model, not a curated record